AUGCAAUGUAUUACACUAAAUUUGAUUUCAAAUCUGGUUAUUUCCAGAUUCCUCUAUCUAAAGAAGAUCGCAAAAAAAGCUGCAUCUUCAACUCGUGACAAUCAUUAUCAAUUCACUGUUCUUCCACAAGGAAUAACCAAUGGGCCCGCAACUUUUCAACGUGUCAUUAAUCAUAUAUUAGGACCCGCAAGAUGGAAAUAUCCAUUAGCUUAUAUUGAUGAUAUUAUUAUAUAUUCAAAAACAUUUGAAGAACAUUUAUUACAUCUUAAUGAAAUUUGUACAAUAUUAAAAGAUGCUCGAUUUCCUCUUAAUCCAGAUAAAUGUGAAAUCGUUCAAACUCAAACAGAUUAUCUUGGAGAUAAUAUUAAGAAUGGUGAAAUUCGUCCAAGUCCUCACAACAUUAAUGACUUAUUAAAUACAAGAUUACCACAAGCUGCAGAUCUUCAUCUACAAAUUUUACAAGCCGAUGCAUCUGAUGAAGGAAUCGGCGCAGUAUUAUUACAAACAUAUCCAGAAGGAGAUAGGCCGAUUGCUUAUCUAUCCAAGAAAUUUUCUCAAGCACAACGCAAAUGGUCUCUUAUGGAACAAGAAUGUUAUGCAUUUAUUUGUGCAUUAGACAAAUGGCAUAAUUAUUUAAGUGGAACUAAAUUUACAUGGGAAACUGAUCACAAAGCAUUAACACAAUUAAAUAAAAAGGCAAAAAUUAAUAAACGAUGUGAACAAUGGAGAUUAAAAAUUUUAGAAUAUGAUUACAAGGUGAAAUAUAUUCCUGGAUUAACAAAUUAUAUGCCUGAUUAUUUAUCACGAUCUCCAGUUGAUGACGCUGAAGAAGAUCCUGAUGAAAUAUCAUUUUUCACUUCAAAAUCAACACAAACUGAUUCUGACUUUAUUAAUUCGCAUUUACCUAUAGUUACUGAUGUUCAAACUCGUGCUAAGAAACUACGAAAUCGAACUCCUACUACUGAAAUUGAUGUAACACAAUUAACAUCGGAUUCUCUGACGCCUCCGCCGGCUAGUCAAUCAUUGAAUACUACAACCGCAGAGAAUCGAAUUAUUCCAAUUUCUACCGAACAAUUAAUAGACGCUCAACAAAAUGAUGAUUAUGCAGAAAAUAUUAUUAACAACAUCAAGAAUUACAAAAAUUAUAUUAUAAAAAAUAAUCUUUUAAUGCGUCUAUCAAACACUCCAGUUCCUUAUCUACCACAAGGUGAUCUUUGA
This is a messenger RNA of Rotaria socialis, 1218 nucleotides long. NCBI's taxonomy places the organism in Eukaryota, Metazoa, Rotifera, Eurotatoria, Philodinida, Philodinidae. The record is from the annotation of a GenBank genome assembly.